CCGGCAUCUUCUGGAGAUGGCGAUGGAAGGAACACCGAACCUCUGGGCAAAAAGAAGACACAGUCAAUGGCAUCUGAUAUCUGUGCGACAAUACAAUGGUGCCGCCCGCUUGCAGAGGGAAUAUUUGGCACGGUGUGAACACAGACCAGUCUGUCACGGAGCCUCCGGGACCGCUCCCUCCACCAGGACCGCCUGUGGGGAUGUCUGCUCUCCAACAGCUCAGAACAUCCAUCGUCUGGUCUCAGGAAGACAUCUUCAAUGCUACCAGGACCGAGUUCUCUGAAGUCCUGCGAUCCUCGUUGAACUUUCUUCUGCCGUGGACUGUAUCCAUCGGGUGAAGGACAUGGAGCCGGAGCAUUCAGUGCCCGAGUGCCCGAUUUGCUUCAUGACGUACGACAACAUCUUUAAGACCCCCCUGCUCCUGCCGUGCUCGCACACCUUCUGCAUGGAGUGCUUGUCCAAGCUUUGCAUCUUUCAGAAGGAGCUGGAAACGUUCUGCUGCCCCAUGUGCCGGGCGGUUGUCACCAUCCCACCAGGGGGCGUCCCUCAGCUACCCCCUAACAUAGACAUUGUAUGCCGCUUCCAGCCGUGGAUGGGCGAGCUCCAGAAAGUGUGGAUGGAAGGGUCUAAACUGUGCUGGAAGAAGGACAACGGCCAGAACUGCGUCACCAGCACGCAGAACACGUUGGCUCAUUUCCCACCAGGACAGGACGAGAACAUGGUCAUCAGCGUCUUUCUCCUGAGUCCUGCCCAACCACAUUUCUCGCGUCCUGGAGAUCUGGUGAUUGUCCCGCGGCAGCCUCAUUACCACCGGUGCAACCUGAUCCUGCGGAACUACGGCUGCAUCUUGUGGAUCUUCAUCUGCUGCUUCCUCAUGCUGUUUUUCGUGGUGUUCUUCCCCACGUAUUUGUGCCGUUGACUCGGUGGAUCUGAGGUGGUCCACCACUCUUCAUUGGGAACUCAAGAUGUCAACGUCCCACCGGCUCCGGACUCUAUCAGAGACAGUUUCCAAAGAACUAGCUGUGGCCCCUCCAUCCUAGACAUAUCUGAAGGACGUAUAUCCCAUCAUCCAGGGUGAUACACCCCCGUAUUUACAGAUGGUAUGGACCAAAUAGGGAGAAUCCAUUCCCAGCUUCGGCAGUCACCUAUUCAUCCGUAACGUACUUUUGUUUGGUUAUUAUA
Molecule: messenger RNA, 1182 nt
Organism: Bufo gargarizans (Asiatic toad)
Lineage: Eukaryota; Metazoa; Chordata; Amphibia; Anura; Bufonidae
Product: RING finger protein 223-like
Exons: 2
Coding region: 344-919 (191 amino acids)
Biological process (GO): protein ubiquitination
Molecular function (GO): ubiquitin protein ligase activity
Source: RefSeq, a predicted model, not a curated record